CUCCGUGACGUCGCUGCCCGCAGACAGGCCCUCAGGCUGGGGGAGCGGAGCCGAGCGGAGCCGGGACGCUGCGGGACGCUGCGGGACGCUGCGGGACGGACGCUGCAGCAGCCGCCGCUGCCGCAGAGGCACCGAGGAGCCGCAGCGCCAGGCAGCGAACCAGGCGGCGAACCAGCGACGCACCGGAAACUUCGCAGAGGAGACGGAAGCCGUAAUGCGGCACCGGCCGGCGGCCCGGAGCUGAUGUGACCCGCGGCCGGAGCGGGACAGGCGGACACCGGCGGCACCGCGCCCCUCGGCGGCCUCGUCUCCAGCCGGAGCUCCGUCGCCGCGGCGGGGACGCGGACAUGUCCUCCCUCACCGUGGAGGAGGAGCAGAAAUGGCUCCCGACCAGCGUGCAGGUGACGGUGCUGCGGGGCAGGGGCUUGCGGGGCAAAGGCAAGCACGGGACCAGCGACGUGUACACCAUCAUCCAGCUGGGCAAGGAGAAGUACUGCACCGGCGUGGCGGAGAAGACCACCGAGCCCGAGUGGCGCGAGGAGUGCAGCUUCGAGCUGCAGCCCGGCGCGCUGCAGAGCGGCGGCCCGGCGGGGGGGGGCUCGGCCGGGGCGCGGGGCGCCGAGCUGCUGCUCACCGUCAUGCACCGCGCGCUCAUCGGCAUGGACGUCUUCCUGGGACAGGCGGCGGUCCGCCUGGACAGAGUCUUCCACGACGCCCGGAGCGGGAAGAACCAGUGGUACAGACUCAACUCCAAGACGGGGAAGAAGGAGAAGGAGCGCGGGGAGAUCCAGGUGAGCGUCCAGUUCACCCGGAACAACCUGACGGCCAGCAUGUACGACCUGGUGAUGAAGGACAAGAGCGCCUCCACCUUCAGCAAGCUGAAGGAGCACAUGAGGGGCAAGCGGCGGUCCGGGGACAAGGACGCGUCCUCGGCCGUGCUGCCGGGCGGCUACGGCUCGCUGUACCGCAUGCGGCAGCGCCUGCCGAGCGACGGCGGCGGCGAGGAGGACUACGAGGACGACGAGGGCGGCGAGGCGCGGCGCAGCAAGAUGAGGACCUUCUUCCUGAGGGGGAAGCUGCGCAAGUCCUCGGACACGCGCUCCAGCACGUCCCUGGGCUCCGAGAGCAGCGAGUCCUCGUCCCGGGGGGGCAGCCUCAGUCCCACCGCCGGCAUCAGCGUGGUGGUCUCCGACCUGUCCAACUCCCCCAGCAACAGCAGCAACCUGACGGCGGACAACAGCCCAGAGCACACCGCCAACACGUCCCCCAAGUCGUCCUCUGUCCAGGGUGAGUUUGGGGACGAGGCCGGUGAGAUCUCCAUCGCCGUCCCUCGCCAGCCGGUCUGCGUCAACGGAAGCCAUGCGGGCCCCGCCCGACCCCCCGACCCCGCCCCCGGACCCCCGGCGGGUUCUCUGGGCCUGGGACUCCUGCACAAGUCCCUGCCUCUGUCCACGUCCCUGCAGAACCUCAGGCUGCGGCCGUCCGCCGCCGUCGGCCCCCCCGGCGCCGGCGGGCCCGCGGGGGACGGCCGCCGCUGGUCCUUCGACAAGCCCGGCGAGGAGGAGAAGGCCGCCAUCGCCGCGGCGCUGGAGAGGAGCGGCCCCCUGCUGAGCGACCAGCAGCUGGAGGAGGACCCCACGGGUCCCGGUCCGGCUGGACCGGCGCCGGACAAACACAAGGCCUGGUUCGGAUCCAGGGACUCGCACAGCAAACCCAGCCCCCACCCGGUGAAGCCGCUGACCACUGCCAUGCCGCCGGAGGAGAAGCGGUCAGUGCUGGCCACCGGCCUGGAGAAGCUGAAGUCCACCAUCCACCCGGGGCGGAGCGGCCCGGCGGGCGAGACGGACGCCGACAGGAAGAAGCCCCUGACAGAAGGCGCGGGGUCGUACUACCACCUGACCCACAGCGAGCUGGUGUCCCUGCUGGUCCAGCGCGAGCGGGACCUGGACCUGCAGCGGGUCCAGAUGGAGCGGCAGAGGGUCCUGCUGGCCAAGCGCGAGCUGGAGCUGCGGCGGCUGAAGCCUCAGGUCCGGGACCUGGAGGACUACAUCGACACGCUGCUGGUGCGCAUCAUGGAGCAGAAGCCCACCCUCCUGCAAGUCCGCUCCAAGUUCAAGUGACGGCGGGCGGGGGGGGGGUCGGCCGCCGCCGCCGCCGCCGCCGCCUCCGGUCACCGCAGCCUCCACAGCAGAUCCCUCGUCUCUUCACUGCUAUGCCGUCUCUUUUUGAUACCGAUCGGAUGUUUGGGCCUCGGCAGGCCGUCCCGGAGCCGGGCCUCACCCGGGGGUCUGGGUUUGGUCCUCGCUCGGGGGUUUGGGUCCUUUGCCCGAGGGUUGGUAGGAGGGUUUUGAAUGUAGCGUCCUCAGGUUGUUUUCAGGUCCUGGCGGCCCGGCGGAGGGUCCAGGACCCCAGAUGACUGUAGAACCCUUCCGAACUCCUUUUCACCUCACUUAUUUAUCGCUUCUGUCACCUUGAUCACAGAGAGAGAGAUCUGUGGCGUUUCAGUCCAGGACGGCGUCAGUCCAGUUAGCUCCUCCCUUCAUGCAGAAAGCCCCUCCCCCUCCAGCUGGGGGGCGGAGUCUGCUGGCUCCUCUCAGCUCCUGGUUUCUCACCGUUUCCUGUUUUCCUGGUCUGCAGGCUCUCCUGCUCCUCCCAGCUGUUCUCCGGCCGCCGCUGCAGCAUCGGCAUCGCGGUUUGACCUCUUCACUCUGUGGUGUCGGUUGAACCGGCGCUCCAGUGGCUCAGUGCUGCCCCCUAAAGCUCAGCGGACGAGCUGUGAAGAUCAGAAAACAUCUGAUCUGUCAGCUCAGCCUGCUCUGAUUGGUUGGUUGCAGCUCCAGUAAAGGUCUCUGGCAUUUAGACGAGCGUCAGAAGAUCUUCUCAGUCCAGACAUUCACUGAUCCGCCUCCAGUCGUUCUCUCUCUUCGUUACCGGAUCAAUUCCGCUGCUUUUCAAAUGAGGAUUUAUUUUGGAGGUUUGAAGGAAGUCAGAAUGUUUCCUGCAGCAGGUUUGAAGUUCAUGCAGGUUAAAUCAUUUCCUGUGCUUCAUCCAGGCCAGAUCAAUCGACCGGUUCUCCAGACUCACAUGACCUCCUCCUCUGACGCUGAGCGGCGUCCGCCGUGGACCGAGGAAAGAGUUCACUUUGAAUUUGAAGUUAGCAUGGAGGACGCUGAGUCGUUCUGGAGUCAGGAUAAAGCAAACCGAUUCUUUUAUCACCAUGACGACGGCCCGAUCGCAAACACACGUCACAUGGCAUUGAACGGCUUCAUUCCGGAUCAUUCAUGCUUUGGCCUCCAGGUGGCGCCAAAGAGUUUGGUCAUCAGUGGUGAACAGGUCACUUCAGCGGACUCCACCUCCUCCUCCUCCACCUCCCUCCAUCUCCUCCAUCUUCACCUCCUCCUCCACCUCCCUCCUUUCUCCUCCACCUCUUCCCUCCUCCUCCUCCUCCACCUCCCUCCUUUCUCCUCCACCUCUU
Messenger RNA from Salarias fasciatus (jewelled blenny), 3475 nucleotides. RefSeq names its product RAB11 family interacting protein 5a (class I) (gene rab11fip5a). Gene Ontology annotation, molecular function: small GTPase binding. Gene Ontology annotation, biological process: regulated exocytosis. The record is from RefSeq and is a predicted model, not a curated record. Gene Ontology annotation, cellular component: mitochondrion; early endosome; phagocytic vesicle. NCBI's taxonomy places the organism in Eukaryota, Metazoa, Chordata, Actinopteri, Blenniiformes, Blenniidae.